Messenger RNA from Ixodes scapularis (black-legged tick), 490 nucleotides. It is a transcript of the gene RpS26, whose product is annotated as 40S ribosomal protein S26. Gene Ontology annotation, biological process: translation. Lineage: Eukaryota; Metazoa; Arthropoda; Arachnida; Ixodida; Ixodidae. Gene Ontology annotation, molecular function: structural constituent of ribosome; mRNA binding. Bases 101 to 463 code for a protein of 120 amino acids. The transcript is spliced from 4 exons. Gene Ontology annotation, cellular component: cytosolic small ribosomal subunit; ribosome. The record is from RefSeq and is a predicted model, not a curated record.
GGUUAUCUUGUGUAAACUUAUCGGGUGAGCUCGCGACAACGUCGCACUACUUUCCGGUGUAGUCAGUUCGCGGCCUUUUUAGCUCCUCACUUCGGUCACGAUGACGGCGAAAAGGCGAAACAACGGUCGCUCCAAGCACGGUCGCGGUCACGUCAAGCCCGUGCGGUGCACCAACUGCGCUCGUUGCGUGCCCAAGGACAAGUCCAUUAAGAAGUUCGUCAUCCGCAACAUCGUGGAGGCUGCCGCCGUGAGGGACAUCACAGUGGCUAGCGUCUACGAGACGUACCCGCUGCCCAAGCUCUACGCCAAGCUCCACUACUGCGUCUCCUGCGCCAUCCACUCCAAGAUAGUGCGCAACAGGUCCAAGGAGGCUCGUAAGGACCGUGCUCCCCCGCCGAGGUUCCCAAGGGCCACUGCUGACCUGGCUCGUGGACCCAACGCUCCUCGUGUUGCCGUCAAAUAGGCGAUGGAAUAAAAGAUUGGAAGGUGC